Molecule: messenger RNA, 1701 nt
Organism: Diabrotica balteata
Lineage: Eukaryota; Metazoa; Arthropoda; Insecta; Coleoptera; Chrysomelidae
Source: the annotation of a GenBank genome assembly
GUGAAAUCGCUUAAAAAUUAAAACUAAGGAUAAUUGGAAAUAUGAGUUCACUUUUUAAAAUAAUAUAAAUAUUAAGAUAUCACCAUCGUGCUUAAUGGCAAGUAAGUUUAGCGUAUUUAAGGAAAGUUAGCUGUUUCAGAUAUAUUUUCUUGCUUGAUCUUGGUGUAUGUAGUUCGUUUUCGGCACUUCUUUAUCAUGAGAACUGUACAAUUGUAUUUCAUUUUAGCUUUCUACAUUUUUACUGAUUUACUUACAGUUUCAACCGCUCCGGUUCCAGAUGUUGAAGAUGAUGUAGAUAGUGUUUGGAUUGAUGAAGAUGAAGUUAAAAACGAUGACAGUCCGCUGAUUUUAGUCCGCGAACGUCUGCAGCCCGACGACGCUGCAGAAUUAGAUGCAGUUAUAGAAGAGGCCCAAGACGCAAAGUCAGCAGCAGAGGAAGCCAAAGACGAAGCCUCAGAAGCUAAGGAUGCCGCUGAUUUAGCUAACGAAGAAGACAAAUCAAUAGAAGAUGACUGUUCCGAAGAUGUGGUUAUCGAUCCUGACUGUGAAGACGGAUAUGGAACUGAAACAAAGAAGAAAGAAUUAGAAUACGAUGAUUAUUUAAAUUCAAGGAAUGUAAUAUCUAAAUCUAGAAAACGAAGAAGUGCUAAUAAAAAUACUGAUAGUCAUACAACAGCAACCAAUCAGCAAUCAAAAACCAUUGUGUUUGAUCCUCUUUUUGAAGAUGAUUUUGAUUUUUCAAGUUUCUUCAGUGAAUUACUUUCAAAUGAAGAUUUCAUGGAUUGGGAUUGGGAAGAAAGUAUUAUACCCAAUCCCAAAGGUCAAUAUUUCGAAGAAAAUAGUUUUCAACCCAAAGAAGAUAUACCAGAUACGGAAAUAGAACUUAAUACUAAGCUUAAGGAUACAGAUAACGAGAAUUUAGAAGUCGAAGAUCCAAAAAUCCAAGAUGACAUAAAACAGGACAAUAUGAAAGAUAUAAUAAAUAUUGACUAUAACGUGAUGUUAGAUUAUAAAGAUGAAAGUACUCGUAACAUAAAAAAUUAUGGUGAAAUCCAGUCCUCUAAAAUAAACCUUAGUAAUAAAGAUGAGAAAGAAAACGAACAAUCAGUAAAUAAAUCUGAUGAUAUAUUCUUAGAUAGAGAAACAGAUAAGGUCGAUAUGGAAAGUACUAUAGAUGAAACCGAAGCACAAGAAGUAUCAGAAACGGCUAUGGAUAAGAAACCACAAAGUGAGAGUAAAAAUAUACAAAGUACUGAUGAUCAUAAAGACGAAAAUGAAGAAGAAAAUAGGCAAUUAGUAAAACAUUCUGAUGAUAAUAUAUUGUUAGGUAGAGAAACACAAAUAGUCGAAAUAAAAAGUAAUCUAGAUGAAAGCGAAACGCAAAAUAAUAAAGUGUUAGAGUCGUCUAUGGAUAGUAAAUCACAAAACGAGAAUGAAAAAUUACCAAGUAUUAACAACAAUAACAAUAAAGCUAGUGAAAAUAAACAAAAAAAAUCAAACAAACUACACUCAUCUAUUAUCGACUGUAUAAAUGAUAAAUUUUGCGAUUUACUAAAAUGCAUUUGCAAUUAUUGCAAAUGUGUUUCAACUAUUGUUGAUAAACUAGUUGGAACCCGUACGUUUCAAACAGUAGUCCAACCAUGUCAUAAUGAUAUAUUCAAUUUAUUUAACAGAUUAUUCUAAAAUUGUUAUUAAUGAUUA